GGUGGCGCCUGCGCGCAGGCGAUGCUGGCGUUGUUUAUUGUGGCCGGGGCAGCCAUCACGGUGUGAGGGGUGGAAGCGACAGAGAGAGAUUAUAUAGACAGAUAUAGUCAGCGGCCGCGGCGGCGACUACGCGGGGCAAUCCAUCGACAUCGCCUCUGUUGCUGGGCGCCACAGGUUCGGCUCGGUCACCACGGAGAGCGGCGCUGCUCCCUUUCCUUGGAGGAGAUCGGAUUGAGACGGGCCGGCGAGAGCAGAGCCACAGUUUUACAAAAAGAAAAAGCCGGCCGGCCGCUCGCUCGCUCGGAGGAGACACGCAAAAGGGGGACCCCCGCCCUUUUACUCCCGAUCCCAACCCACCCCACAUCCCGGCGCCAUGGCCUGUGGAGCCACCCUGAAAAGGACUAUCGAUUUCGACCCGCUGCUCAGCCCCCCGUCGCAGUCGCCGAAGAGGAGACGCUGCACCCCGCUCAACUCGGCCUCCUCCCCGCAGAAGUACCUGAAAAUGCAGCCGUCGCCUUUCGGGGAGGUGACCCCCCGCCUCACCACAGAACAAAUUCUCCACAACAUAAAACAGGAGUACAAACGCAUUCAAAAAAGAAGACAUUUAGAAAGUUUCCUACAUCAAUCGGAGGGCAGUUGUUCAAGUGAUACACAGUCCCAAAUUCCAGUUUUAAAUGGACCAGCUUUGCAAGGCACUUCAUCUGGAUCAUUGUCACCACAGUCAAAGAAAGACCAGCCAUUGUUCACAUUGAGACAAGUUGGAAUAAUUUGUGAACGCCUGAUUAAAGAACGAGAAGAGAAAAUCCGUGAAGAAUAUGAAGAAAUACUGGAUACAAAGCUGGCAGAACAAUAUGAUACUUUUGUGAAGUUCACACAUGACCAGAUUAUGCGACGAUAUGGAGAGCAACCUGCAAGCUAUGUGUCCUGAAUUGUCGUGUGUUUCUGUGGAGUGCCCUUUCCUUUUGAACACUGCAAGUUGGCUGUUUCUCCGAGACUUGUAGCAGUGCCAUAUUAACCACCUAAGAGCACGGGGUGUUUCCAGCUUGUGUCAGUGGCAACCACCUUUCUGCAGCAUAUGUUAAUUGGAGUGCUCCCUGAUGUGUCAUCACCUUUUAUCGGACCUUUGCUAACUUGUACUCAUAACUACCAGUGGCUUCCUCUGUUAAAAUGUUGCUGUAUGUUAAAAUCUUAAUAGCUUUUUUCUUUAAUUUGAUUGACUUUAAAGGAUCAGUGCUGGCAUUCCAGAAUAUGUCCACCUCACAAUUUCAGCAUUGUAUUUUAAAUGCCAGAUUUAGGGAAAUCAGUCUAGUACGGUUUUAGUAAUGAGCCUUAUUUUGCAAACUUUGACUUCUAGCUACCAAAAUGCAGAAGAGGGCAACCACCAGUCUUUUUUAUUCCUAUUCCUUGUAUAAGUGUUAUAUUUUCUCAAGCCAAUUUCUUGAUGAUUUUGCCUUUUGUCUUAAAAACAAAUUCAUAUUACACAAUACAAAGUUCACUCAAUUUUGCAAGUGACUAAGGUAAUAUGUGGGUCAUUUUUGUUUUUGUUUAGUAUUUGGGUUUCCACAAAUUAGUGAAGCAUAAUUCAAUUCAAUCAUAAAUGAAUGAUUCAAACUGUUGAAUUAGAUUUUCAGCAACAUAAUGUUUCCACGACAUCCAGCAAACAAAUGUUUGCAGCUUGACCUUGUUUCUACUUUGGGUAUUACCUCUGUUAAUAUUAGAUAUGUUAAGUCAGGAUGUUAUUUUCCAAAAACUCUUUUCGAUACAACUAGGUUAUUAAAUUACAUACACGUUUGACUUUAAAUGCGAGAUUCUUGAUUUCUAAUAUUACUAUGGUGAUUCCAGUAUUUUUUUUUUUUUUUAAAUGACUUGCAAGUAACUAGAUCCAGUUAACCAUUAAACUACAAAGGUCCAAGAAUAUUGAUCAUAAACAUGCUUCCAAGAGAGCAGCUGUGAAGAUGCAAUAGCUGGUAGAAAUGCCAUCAGUUACUGCAUGGCUGAGAUUCAGAUGACCGGAGGGCAAAGGUUUGCAAAGGCUCAUUGUGCACUACGACAUUUCUGCAGGCAAAAUCUCAGAUUGAAUAUUGGAUAAUGUGAUUGAUUAUCUCUGCUGUUGGAAUUGCCUGUGUGUAGCUGUGGUCACCUAUCAAAUGAAGGGUUCAGAAGGGAGUUUCCUCUGAAGAAGAGGCUAGGAAAGGGUAACUGAAGCUUCAUAGUAAAUUUGAUUAAAAUAGUAAAUUUUAUUUAUUCUAGCAGUCUUUCAAAGUUUAUUUCUGCAUUUUGAUGUACCAUUAUUUUACUGUUCUUUGUAGUGUAAUGGAAUUUAGUUGACAAUAAAAGUUUACAUCCAGA
This is a messenger RNA of Amblyraja radiata (thorny skate), 2349 nucleotides long. RefSeq names its product akirin 2 (gene akirin2). The record is from RefSeq and is a predicted model, not a curated record. Gene Ontology annotation, biological process: positive regulation of transcription by RNA polymerase II; positive regulation of innate immune response. NCBI's taxonomy places the organism in Eukaryota, Metazoa, Chordata, Chondrichthyes, Rajiformes, Rajidae. Gene Ontology annotation, cellular component: nucleus; chromatin. The coding region runs from base 374 to 928 and encodes 184 amino acids. The transcript has 5 exons. Gene Ontology annotation, molecular function: transcription coregulator activity.